Molecule: messenger RNA, 2002 nt
Organism: Hypomesus transpacificus
Lineage: Eukaryota; Metazoa; Chordata; Actinopteri; Osmeriformes; Osmeridae
Gene: aldh3b4
Product: aldehyde dehydrogenase 3 family, member B2
Exons: 10
Coding region: 1-1506 (501 amino acids)
Biological process (GO): aldehyde metabolic process
Cellular component (GO): cytoplasm
Molecular function (GO): aldehyde dehydrogenase (NAD+) activity
Source: RefSeq, a predicted model, not a curated record
AUGAGCAGUCCGCCAAGUCCUUCUCCAACGCGAUGGUUCAAAGCUUUACGCAGGACCAGACUUGGGGAGCCCUGCUUGAAGACCAAUGCUCUUGAGAGUGUUGAGCUUCUGAAGAGAGCGAGAGCUGCCUUCCAGGCUGGACGCACUCUGAAGGAGAGCUUCAGACUGGCCCAGUUGGAGGCUAUCCUGCGCAUGUUGACGGAGCACGAGUGUGACUUUGUGGACGCGCUCGGGAGAGACCUCCACAAGCCCCGGUUUGAGACGGUGUUGUCAGAGCUGAUGCCGGUGAAGAACGAGGCUCUCUACGCCAUCAACAACCUCGUGAAGUGGAUGGAGCCACAGCGGGUUGAAAAGAACCUGGCGACCACGUUGGACGACUGUCUGGUGGUCAGCGAGCCCCUGGGGGUGGUGCUGGUCGUGGGGGCCUGGUACAGCCCUGCCCAGCUCUGUCUGGUGCCCCUCGUGGGGGCCAUCGCCGCAGGAAACUGUGCCCUCCUCAACCCGUCAGAACACUGCUCUCACACGGCGGAGCUCCUUCACCGUCUCGUCCCCUCCUACCUCGACAACGAGUGCUUCCACGUGAUCCUUGCAGGGGUGACUGACUUGGCUGAAGUCGUGGACCUGAAAUUUGAUCACGUCUUCUUUACAGGAAACAGGGAGGAUGGGAUCAGGGUGGCCCAGGCUGCAGCCCCCCUCCUCACUCCCGUCACCCUGGUCCUGAGUGGCAAAAACCCAUGCUACGUGGACAAGCAGUGUGACAUCAACACCACGGCUCGCCGCAUCGCCUGGGCGCGCUUCCAGAACGCCGGGCAGAGCAUGGUGGCGCCGGACUACGUCCUGUGCCACGAGGAGGCCAAGAGCCGUCUGUUCCAGGCCCUGCGCUGCUGCAUGCUGCAGUUCUACGGCACAGACCCCCGGGAGUCCAGCAGCUUCGGCCGGAUGGUCAACCUGGAGAACUUCAGCCGCACCCGGGACCUGCUGUUGAGGUCUGGCAGGGCGGCUGUGGGGGGGCAGGUGAACGAAGCAGAGAGAUACAUAGCUCCGACCGUCCUGACGGAGGUGGUGGCGUCAGAUCCCAUCAUGCAGCAGGACGUGCUGGGCCCCGUGCUCCCCAUCCUGACCGUGUGCAGCGUGGACGAGGCCGUCGCCUUCAUCAACCAGCGGGAAAACCCCCUCUGUGUGUACGCCUACUCCAGCAACAGCAAGGUGAUAUCCAGGCUGAUGAGUGAGACCUCCAGUGGAAGCUUCUGCUCCAACGACAGCAUCUUGCAGAGUCUGAUGGUGGUCCUUCCCUCCGGGGGAGUGGGCUCUAGUGGGAUGGGCUCGUACCACGGCCGCUACAGCUUCGACACCUUCUCCCACAAGAAGCCCUGCCUGCUCAGGAGCACGCGCAUCGAGUGCGUCACCUACCUACGCUACCCGCCCUUCGAGGAGCGUAACCUGUCUCUGAUGACCUGGGCCAGCUCCCUGUCCCAGAGGAGCCAGGGGUGGUGUCACAUCCUGUGAGGCGGCGUGGGAGCGCUCCGGACGGAGCCGUGGAACCAGGAUCGGUGUGUUGCCUUUGCCCCGGCGGCCCAGAUGGGUCCCUUAGCACAGCACAGUAGAUUGUGAGGGUGGUUGUCUGGUGGGUGAUGUCAUGCUGUGGGGGUUGUCAGUUUAUGCGCUUUGGUGUUGGUAGAACAUUAACGAUACGUAUGACAUUUGAAGUUGUGUGCCAACACGAUGCAGCACUGAUCUAUUUAAAGGCUGUCUGAUCUUGAGAAGUGAAGUAAUUGCACUUUCAGCUGGUUAUAUAAUCAGGCUUUGUCUGAAGUGUAAUUACUAUUCUAAAGGAUCUAUUCCGAAACAAGCUAUUAACUUUGCUCUGAAAUACAUCAUUUUCCUCUUAUGAUGAUAAACAUGCUGUAAAUACAUGAUUAAGUUAAUAUUUAGCUGUGUUUGCUUGAUUGCUGAUUCUGAAAUACAAACAACAUUUCCUGAUGCUCAUAAUUAAAAAGAAAUA